ACACUGAUUGUCACCGCCUCUACCAUUUUCAUUCUCUUCUUCCUUCAAAUACUAAUAUUAAGAGCUAUUAUUCUCACUUACAUUCAUUUAGUUGAAGUAAAAAUGGCCCCAACAAUGUCUACUGACUCCUUUAAUCUUACUGAUUUUGUGAUUAACAAAGGAAAUGGAGUGAAGGGUCUUUCAGAUUUGGGUCUCAAAAGCCUUCCAAAGCAAUAUAUUCAACCCCAAGAAGCGUUGAUUAAUAUUAUACCUCAUGAAUCAAUUCCUGUUAUUGACAUGUCCAAUUGGGAUAGUGACCCUAAAGUUGCUGAGUCCAUUUGUGAUGCUGCAGAGAAGUAUGGGUUCUUCCAAUUGGUUAACCAUGGAGUCCCACUUGAGGUUCUUGAUGGUGUUAAGGAUGCGACACAUCGUUUCUUUCACAUUAAAUUACAAAAACAUCGGCUUUACUUCGAUGUUAUGUCAAUUAAGAACAGUGUAGUCUUCAGGAAAGCUCACGAUUGGCAAAGAGCACUUGAAUGGAAAGAUUAUCUUAGCCUUUUUUAUGUCUCUGAAGAUGAAGCUUCUGCUUUGUGGCCUUCUGCUUGCAAGGAUGAAUGCUUGGAAUACAUGAAAAGAUCAGAAAUCCUCUGCAAGAAGCUAAUGGGUGCUUUAAUGGAGAGAUUGAACGUGAAAGAAAUAGACGAAAAGAAAGAAUCUUUACUAAUGGGUUCGAAAAGAAUUAACCUAAACUACUAUCCAAGAUGUCCAAAUCCUAAUCUCACAAUAGGCGUAGGUCGCCAUUCUGAUGUCUCUGCCCUGACUUUUCUUCUGCAAGACGAAAUCGGGGGGCUUUACGUUAGAGUAAACGAAGGAAAAGGAGAAGAAGAUGGAUGGGUUCAUGUUCCUCCUAUUGAAGGCUCACUUGUUAUCAAUGUAGGAGAUGCACUGCAGAUAUUAAGCAACGGUCGAUAUAAGAGUAUAGAGCACUGUGUGAUUGCUAGCGGAAGCAAAAACAGAAUCUCAAUUCCGAUUUUUGUUAAUCCAAAGCCGAGUGAUGUGAUCGGUCCUUUGCCUGAAGUUCUUGCAAGUGGAGAGAAGCCUAAAUACAAAAACAUCCUUUAUUCUGAUUAUGUCAAACAUUUCUUCAGGAAAGCUCACGAUGGCAAGAAGACCGUUGGAUUUGCUGAGAUAUGAUCAUCUGUGGUGUAAUAAUUCAAUUGAAUUUCAUUAUUCUUCAUUAAACAAACCAAAAGAUGUAACAAAUACACAAUUAUCUACUUAAUUUAAAUCUUCCUUUUCAA
This is a messenger RNA of Jatropha curcas, 1280 nucleotides long. Lineage: Eukaryota; Viridiplantae; Streptophyta; Magnoliopsida; Malpighiales; Euphorbiaceae. The record is from RefSeq and is a predicted model, not a curated record.